AUGGGCAUGGGUCCAGAGGCGUGCCCAGCGUAUCAGAUACAUGUGUACCAGGCCUGGCGGCAAAGAGAAAGCGUGGUGGGGAGACACCGGCUAGGGACAACUGAACCAGCCAGGAGAGCGGAGCAGGGACUGGGCCACCAGCUGGUGGUGCGGGCUCCUGAGAAUGGGCUGGCCCAGUCCCAGGACUUGGUCCCAGCUGCAUUCACCUGUACCUGCCCCUUACUCCAUUUCUUCCUGGUCGUCUCCUCCAUGAGUCUCCUGGAGCGCCCUCUACCCAUCAUCACGGGAGCUCGCCAGGGGAAGCUCUGGGACCCAGCCUCUGGCCACCUCUACUGGAGCCAUUUGGGCAUUGGCAUUGGGCAUUGGCACAGUAGCAGCAGCAAUGGACUCAAACGGGACUCGGCACACAGGCCUGUGGAGAGUUUCCUCACCAAGGUCAUAACUUUCCCAAUGGCAGGUGGGCGGGUGGCCAUGUGCACAGUACACGGGAUCCCGGGCGCCUCCCAGAAUGGAGGAGCCAUAGACGUACCGUCCCCAGGUCCCCUAGAAGUGGACGGUGACUACACCCCCAAAGCUGCAGAGUGGGGGACUGACCACCACAGAGGGAUGCUCACCACAGGGACCACAUUCGGGGACCCUUCAGACCCACUUCAGAGGUGCUUGAAACCUCUGAUUUCGUGCUCCCUCUUGAAAGCUUUGGUCUGCAAGAAGAAUCCGGAUAGUACCACAGUGGCUGUGCAUGGUGAGGAGAUCUACUGCAUGUCCUGCUAUGGCAAGAACUAUGGGCCAACAGAAAAGAAAUAUGGGCCAAAAGAUUAUGGCUAUGGACAGGGCGCAGGCACACUGAGCACCAACAAGGGGGAGUCGCUGGGCAUCAAGAAAGAAGAGGCCCCAGGCCACAGGCCCACCACCAACCCCAAUGCAUCCCAGUUUGCCCAGAAAAUCAAUGGCUCGGAGCUCUGUCACUGUUGCAGCCAGGCUGUCUGUGCUGCUGAGAAGUUCAUUGGUGCUGGGAAGUCCUGGCAGAAGUCCUGCUUUCCAUGUGCCAAGUGUGGCAAAGGCCUCAAGUCAACCACCCUGGCGGACAAAGAUGGCGAGAUUUACUGCAAAGGAUGCUACACUAAAAACUUUGGGCCCAAAGGCUUUGGCUUUGGGCAAGGAGCUGGGGCCUUGGUCCACUCUGAGUGA
This is a messenger RNA of Chrysochloris asiatica (Cape golden mole), 1188 nucleotides long. RefSeq lists its product as uncharacterized. Gene Ontology annotation, molecular function: actinin binding; structural constituent of muscle. Gene Ontology annotation, biological process: sarcomere organization; muscle tissue development. Gene Ontology annotation, cellular component: Z disc; nucleus; cytoplasm. The coding region runs from base 1 to 1188 and encodes 395 amino acids. The transcript has 7 exons. Lineage: Eukaryota; Metazoa; Chordata; Mammalia; Afrosoricida; Chrysochloridae. The record is from RefSeq and is a predicted model, not a curated record.